Exophiala xenobiotica is the source of this 1098-nucleotide messenger RNA. RefSeq lists its product as uncharacterized. The record is from RefSeq and is a predicted model, not a curated record. NCBI's taxonomy places the organism in Eukaryota, Fungi, Ascomycota, Eurotiomycetes, Chaetothyriales, Herpotrichiellaceae. The coding region runs from base 1 to 1098 and encodes 365 amino acids. The transcript has 3 exons.
AUGGUCACAAAGGAAGUCCGUAAGAUGCGGGAGCAGACACUUCAGAAGGACAUGGCAGAGAACAAGCGCCAGGCCGCCCUGUACCUCUAUCAACAGGAGUUGGCCAAGACCAAAGGUGGAGAACCACCAAAGCCCAUCGACAAGGAGUCCAAUGCCAGCAUCGCCCUCUUCUAUCUCAGAGAAGAGAUCAAAUCCGGAGACAAAACUGCCGAAGAAUUGUAUCGCCUGUAUGUUCUGAAAGAGACGCCAAGUCGUGUCCGAAAGACCCGCAUGAGCAAAGCCCAGCGAGAGCAAGCUCGCAAGGAUAGACUGGCGACCCUCCAAGCCGAGGCAGAGGCACGACAUGAUGCCAGAUAUGCCAACAACACACUUCAAGCGCUCGGUAGGACCGCCAUUCCACCAAUGCACAAGCGAAAGAGAUCUGUCGACUCCAAUGAGAGCUCAGAAAGCAAUGCCAAACGCCAGAAGCGUGCAGGAAGCAACGACAAGAAGCUUGUUGACAGUGUCGAGCCUGGAAAAGAGAAGAAGCGAAAGCGCGAUGAAGAUGACGAAGGACAAGGAAAGCGACAGAAGCGUGAAGCUUCGGACAGAGACGUCCUGGCGACCACCAAGGAGCAACAAAUCGUCCGAGAGAAGAAAGUGAUCAAGAGUCCUGUCCUUGGAGGAAAGAAGGCCCCUGCUGCCGCAGAGCAAGCUGCCCCGGCCAAGAAGAGAAAGCGAGAUGAUGAUGAUGCGGCCGAGGAAGCCUCGAAGCAUGAGGCACCUCUCCUCAAACGUGCUCGGAACGACAGCACCAGCCGGCCAGAGUCCAAGACGGCUGGCGGCAGCAAGGCUGUCGAAGCUCAGGCUUCGACAAAGAAAUCAGAGUCCGUACCAGCUGCCUCGAAGGUUUUGAAGCCUGUUGGUAAGGAGGAGUCCCAGAAGAGCAACACCACUGAGCCGCUUGCGUCCAAGGAUGUUGCCAGCAAAGUCACACCAAAGCCGGCUCGCAUGACGGCCAGCGAGUUCUUCAAGAGCAAACGCCGAAUCCCCCUUGACAUCAAGACCAUCAACGUCAAGAUAGAAGUGCAGAAGAAGCCUGUCAAGCGUUGCCGUUGA